GAACUUUCACUCCGUUAGCAGUGGGCCCGAGUCCCCCAUUAUUCUUCUAUUUCCCUCAUUACACCACUCCUCCCUCCAUUCUUCUUUUGCCCCCCCCUUUUUUUUUACUUCCUCCACAUGGUGCUCCUCGUCGUGAAGGGGACCGUGUACCCCGAUGAGUUCGUGGUGGAGCGGAAGCUCAGCGAUGCUGUCUCCGCCUCCCCAACUCCCCCGUCCGACAAGGCGACUUCCACCACCACCGCUGGUGCGUCGCCCUCUGCACAGGACUCCAUCGUCCCUAUCAUCGCCCACCUCUUGAACACGCGGCAUCAGCUGCGUCUUGUGCUCAUGUCCGCCCAGGAGCUCGCAACGCUUUUCACGCAACACCACAAGGAGAAAGAGAUGGAAGAAAGCGAGGCAAAGCUGGUGGGGCAGUACACAGCACGCAUAGAAGAGCUGCACAAACGGCUGAAGGACACGAAAAGUCCUGUCCGCGACGACGAGUUUGACCACGCCGUCGCGGAACUGCGUGUGCUGACGUCGCUUCUGUAUCCGUCCUUCUGCACGCACGCAGAAGGCACCGAGGCAGCCAUUCAGCGUCUUUACGCCCAGCACGACGACCCUGAUCUAGACGAGGACACUCGCUUACUGGUGUACCACUGCCGCGUCAUUGUCGACCCCGAUUGGAAGGCGAGCGAGCGGGUCAAGGAGGACGAGGCAGCGCUGUGGUUUUGUGGGAAGCCGAUGGAGAACACGCUGGUCAAGUACGCCGGACGGAAUGAGAAGAGUAAGAUCAUUGUGAAGGUAGCACCGCGUGCCGGUCCGGCGCCGAGCGGGGAGCCGCGCAUGCGCUACGAAGAUCAACGGGCACUUUACAAAGCGAGGUGUGAGCGGCGCGAGACGUACAAGCAGUUGGAGGAGUCGGAGCUGCGAGAUCGCGUGGUGCAGCAGACACGUGGUGCGGUGCAGCUGUCGUUGGGGGUGCGUGGGGCAGCAAACUCUACUCUGUCCAGUGCGGUCACCGAUCCUACCGCAUCCGACGUCGUGCCGGCCUUAAAAACGGAGAGGCUGCGGCCCAUCUAUCCUCAGAAGGAAGAGCGCGAACUCCCCAUCUCCUAG
Leptomonas pyrrhocoris is the source of this 1098-nucleotide messenger RNA. RefSeq lists its product as hypothetical. Gene Ontology annotation, biological process: regulation of cilium movement. NCBI's taxonomy places the organism in Eukaryota, Euglenozoa, Kinetoplastea, Trypanosomatida, Trypanosomatidae. The transcript has a single exon. The record is from RefSeq and is a predicted model, not a curated record. The coding region runs from base 118 to 1098 and encodes 326 amino acids.